Molecule: messenger RNA, 213 nt
Organism: Moesziomyces aphidis
Lineage: Eukaryota; Fungi; Basidiomycota; Ustilaginomycetes; Ustilaginales; Ustilaginaceae
Source: the annotation of a GenBank genome assembly
AUGGACAAGCUUCCCAGUGCCGAUGAGAUGCGAGAGACGCUCGCGCAGCGCGAGGACAAGAUCCGCGAGUCGUGGGUGCGCACCAUGGAGGCAAGGAUCGUGCGCGAGGAGCUGCAAAAGUGCCACAAGGCCGAGGGCGUAAACCACUACCAGGCCUGUGCCGAUCUCGCCAAGAAGUACCACUCCUUGUUGGCCGAUGCCAAGGUAACGUAG